GGGCGGAAGUCGGGAGGUUAGAUGAUCCAAAGACGCCAGCUUGUGACGGGGAAGGGGGCAGAAGGAAGGCUUCCGUAAAGGGUGCCUUUCUCUCCCUUCGCUCCCGGGGACCCUCGGAAAAAGCCCACCGUCCUGACCCCGCGGCUAGCCCCUCCCCCAGGCUCUCUCCGCUCGAUUUCGCACCGUUAUGUGGGAAGCGAAUCCGCUUACAAGUGAGGGUGAGAAGAGAAUUCUGCCAACACUGUCAGUUCUUUCCUCGUCCGCGUAGCACACGCUGGGGAAUGGUGUGGUGAUGUUCACUUCCCAUUGUCCCCUUCAGCCCCUGGUUGCAUUGAGAGGAUCUGGCUAUGUAGCCCAGGUGGCCCCAAACUGAUCAUCCUACCUCCAGUCUCCUGACUGCUGGAAUUACCAGAAUGCACUGCAAGCCUGGCUCCUGAUACUAAACACUUCUCCCUAAGAUCAGAAGAGGGGCAGCGACGCCCAUUCCUUAUUCAGUACUGCAUUAGAAGUUUUAAGACAAGAACAAGAAAUAACAGACAUUUAGAUUUUAGAAGUCAAACUGCCUUUAUUCAAGUGAUGUUCUAGUUUGCUUUCUGUUGCUAUAAUAAACACCAUGACCAAAAACAACUCGGGAAGAAAGGGUGUAUUUCAUCUUACAGGCUACAGUCCAUCACUGAAGGAAACCAAGGCAGGAACUGGGGCAGAGAGCAUGGAAGAACACUGCUUACUGGCUUGCUUCCCCUGCUUGCUCAGCUGCCUUUCAGAAUACAGCCCUGACCCCCAGGGAUGGCACUGCCCAUCGUGUGCUGGAACAUCCUACAUCAAUUAGGAAAUUAGAAAAUGCCCCACAGGUAUGGGCACAGGAAAUUAUUCAGUUGAGAUCCCUCUUCCUGGGUGUAUCAGGUUGACCACUAAAGCUAUGACAAAAGACAUGAUGAGUAUCUAGAAAAUCAUGGUGUCUCCUAAAAGUUCUUAGAAUAAAUAAGUGAAGUUUGUGAGGUUACUGGAUAAAGGGUCAGUAUACAAAACUCAGUUAUCUAUACAUACUGGCUGGCAGCCUAAAAAUCAGAAACUGGCUUUUAAAAUGUGAUUUCAUUUAUAAUAUUAUAGAUCAUGAAAAACGUGGGUGUGAACCUGCAUAGGGCAUGGGAUUUACAUAGUGAACAUAAAGCAUUCCUGAAAGUAGUUAAAGAACCUAGUCAGGUAGGUCCAGAGAUAAAGCUCAUUCAUGGUUGGGACACUCAGUGUUGCUGAGUGUCUGUCUGAGCUAGACUGACAGAGUCAGUGGAACCCCAGGGGAAAUUAGGAGGACCCAGAAUAGCCCAACACAAUUUAAAAAAGGAAGACAGUGUUUGGAGAGUGAACACUACCUGAUGUCAAGAAUCCAGGAUGAACCACAAUAACCAGAGCAGAGUAGUAUUGGCAUCAAGUUCCCUCCCUUGGAGUCUGGUCAACCUACCAGGUGCCAUACACCUAAAGAAAACUGACUCUCCCUCUCUCAGCAGCUGUGAAUUGCCAAUAGAGCUUCAGUGACUUCUUCAUCACAAUAUCCACCCAAGAACAUCAAAAAAUUUUCAAAUAUAAGAAGAUGUUUCACAAAACAGAAGAAUUCUUCUCCCAAAGGGUGGAUGGCGAAGUGGAUGACAUGGACACGUCAGACACACAGUGGGGCUGGUUCUACCUGGCUGAGUGUGGGAAGUGGCACAUGUUUCAGCCGGAUACCAACAUUCAGUGUUCAGUUAGCAAUGAAGACAUCGAAAAAAGCUUCAAAACAAACCCUUGUGGCUCCAUUUCUUUUACUACUUCCAAAUUCAGCUACAAGAUAGACUUCGCAGAAAUGAAGCAGAUGAAUCUCGUUACUGGGAAGCAGCGCCCAAUCAAAAGGGCCCCCUUCUCCAUCAGUGCUUUCAGUUACAUCUGUGAAAACGAGGCCAUCCCCAUGCCAACACACUGGGAGAAUGUGAAUACUGAAGUUCCCUAUCAGCUUAUCUCCUUGCAGAACCAAACACAUGAAUACAACGAAGUUGCUAGUCUCUUUGGAAAAACAAUGGAUCGCAACCGAAUUAAGAGAAUUCAGAGGAUUCAAAACUUAGACCUAUGGGAGUUCUUCUGCAGGAAAAAGGCUCAGCUCAAGAAGAAGAGAGGCAUCCCUCAGAUUAAUGAACAAAUGCUGUUUCACGGCACCAGCAGUGAAUUUGUGGAAGCAAUUUGCAUUCAUAACUUUGAUUGGAGAAUAAAUGGUAUACACGGUGCUGUCUUUGGAAAAGGAACCUACUUUGCUAGAGACGCUGCCUACUCCAGUCGAUUCUGCAAAGACGAUAUCAAGCAUGGAAACACGUUCCAGAUUCACGGCGUCAGCCUGCAACAGAGACACCUCUUUAGAACCUAUAAAUCCAUGUUUCUCGCUCGUGUACUAAUUGGCGAUUACAUAAAUGGAGACUCCAAGUAUAUGCGGCCUCCUUCCAAAGAUGGGAGCUAUGUGAAUUUAUAUGACAGCUGUGUGGAUGACACCUGGAACCCAAAGAUCUUUGUGGUUUUUGAUGCCAACCAAAUCUACCCUGAGUACUUGAUAGACUUCCAUUGACCCCGUCUCCCAGUCUCAGUGGUCAGAACUUUGUUCUUUUUUGUAGGAGGUUUUGAUCUGUCUUUUAGCCACUAAAUAUAAAUAUCUGAUACUUUUGAAACAGAUACAAAAAAAAAGUGGCCCCAUAUAUAAAGACAUGCUCACUGUCUGGUUGGUUUUAUGUCAUUUUGUUUCUGUCUGUUACAGUUAUGUUAAAGACCGAUACCAUCGGUGCUUUAUUUAACACACAGGAGUGAAAGAUACCAUUCACAGCUGAACUGGCUGAGUCUCAUGACCGUGGCCAUGCAGACUCUUUCAAGUUUAUAUGUGUGCGAUCAUGAUAAGUGAUUUUAGUUCAAGUUCCCCAUUAGAGGAACUGAUACUUUCUGAAUGGAAUUUUGGUGUUUCUGUCUGCCAUGAAUACGUGGCUUUGUUGGGUCUUCUGAAGGGGGCAUUUAAACCCUGAAAGAGUCUGGGCACUUUGAGAGAAGAAACAAGAAUAUCAUCUGCCAUAUUACCAAACAAGCUGGAUGGAGAAGGUUGAGAGAGAGAGAGAGAGCCCUGCUUCCCUCUGCCUGGGGAAGGUGGGCUACAGCCUGUCCCUGUCACUCUCCUCCACCUCUGCCAUCCGAUCUGACCUUUAAUGCACUGUCACUAGCCUACAGUUCAGCCACCAGCGUUCUGCAAUUCCUGAACCAAGAUGUCUAUUUUCUCUUCUUUGCUGUAGAUCCCUCCAGUGAAGACUCCUAAAAUGUUUUCUCUGGCCCUCCCCGACAUGCAUACUACUCAGUAGUGAUUCCUAAGGUCAUGUGUCUUCAUGGUGUCUGUCCAUUUUGAAUGAUUGCAGUGAGCAGGGGAUGCUGGGAACAAAUCUGGUUUAAACUUCUGAAGCGUGACUGAUGAUGCCGGAUUUUCUUGGACAGCUAGAUACAACUUCAGGUUGUGCUUCUUGGAAACUCGUCUGCCUGCUUGUUCCACCUGUUUGCUGUUCUGCUGACAGAAGGAUUAAGUGACGCUGCACCGGCUUCCUACCCAUUAGCAGAGGCAAGACGACAUCCAUGCACAAUUCUGUCUAAGAGUCCCAAGUGUCGGGUGAGGAAUCGUCCAUAUGGAUGUCUUCCCAACAUUGAUUUUCCCAUGAUUCUUCAUGAGAAAGCACUUGCACCGAGCCUUUCACCUCAAACCUUUUUCUAACUCUUCAUAUUAAAUUUUGUCUCUGUUAUCCCAUC
Molecule: messenger RNA, 3792 nt
Organism: Nannospalax galili (Upper Galilee mountains blind mole rat)
Lineage: Eukaryota; Metazoa; Chordata; Mammalia; Rodentia; Spalacidae
Gene: Parp11
Product: poly(ADP-ribose) polymerase family member 11
Exons: 12
Coding region: 1589-2584 (331 amino acids)
Molecular function (GO): NAD+ poly-ADP-ribosyltransferase activity
Source: RefSeq, a predicted model, not a curated record